AUGUCCAAAGAAUCCAAAACUACUCCUCUGUGGCUUCAAAGCCGCGAGGCCGUCAUCGCUGUUACACCAGAAAGCGCAUGGCGCCAUGGAAAACCCAAUUACGGUAUCACCAACAAAAGACUAGCAGAGCAGCGCAUAAAGCACUUUGAGCCCGGUUCCCUGGAGGAGACGGUGGCCAAUUUGGUGCGUGUUUUCGAAAUGGAGGCCACUCACAAAGCCAAUCCAGCCGAUUGGAUCUCGGUGGACCCUGAGGUUUUCCGUAUGACUGUGAACGGGAGCCAAGAGUACACCGUGCAGGACGUGGUCACCAAAGGCGGCUACAACGUAUUUAUCGGCGACUUGCCAAACUACAAGGCUUCUGAGAGCAACUACCAGAAAUCUGAAGACGAUUUUCGCAGGGCCAUGCGUUCUGGGUUUAUGUGGGAGCUACUCACGCUAGAGGCGGAGUUGCCCACGGCCAAGCUGACUUGGAGACACUGGGGCAGCCAAAACGGUGUUUUCAACGGACACAAGGGCGACGGCACGCUUUUGGACGUUCCUGGCUCCUCCGUGGCCACACUGAACUCCGAGUUGAAAUUGAUCAGACUGGAACACACUUUUGACGCCCAGGGUCUGAUCAACUCGCUUUCCGGAGUGUGCCCUUUUAACGCUAGGCAAUAG
Molecule: messenger RNA, 660 nt
Organism: Lachancea meyersii CBS 8951
Lineage: Eukaryota; Fungi; Ascomycota; Saccharomycetes; Saccharomycetales; Saccharomycetaceae
Source: the annotation of a GenBank genome assembly